This is a messenger RNA of Argentina anserina (silverweed cinquefoil), 4097 nucleotides long. RefSeq lists its product as uncharacterized. The record is from RefSeq and is a predicted model, not a curated record. The transcript is spliced from 5 exons. Lineage: Eukaryota; Viridiplantae; Streptophyta; Magnoliopsida; Rosales; Rosaceae. Bases 292 to 3966 code for a protein of 1224 amino acids.
CCUCUUUUUAACAGCACAUGUUUUUCCCAAUUUAACCCUAGCCGACGGAGCCCUCUCUCGAUCCCUAUCUCCGGCGGUCCCUUCUCUCCCGUUCCCACCGCCGCCCCAGGGUUUUCGGCCGUCAAUUGAUUUCACGAUUACGGUCAAGGAUCAGAGAUUGAGGGCUGAGCAUUUGAGUGCGUCGGCGAGAUUCAGAUUCUUAGGGUUUUGAUUUCGUCUAGGUCAAGAUUUUGUUCGAUUUUGAAUUCGGUGGAUUUGGAUUGGGACUAGGCAGGGUUGAUUUGAGUAGUGAUGACGAGGAGUUCGAGGCACAAAUCGAGUAAGCACAGGGAUGUGAGGGAGCAUUCGGAUUCGGAGAAGGAUUUGAGCUCGAAAGAUCGGAAGGAGAGCGGCGGCGCCGGCGGAGGAGGUAGGGUUUCGAAGGAGAGUGAGAAGAGGAAGCUGGAUUCGAAGGAGGGGAAGGAGUCUGGGAAUGGUGGAGAGUAUACGACGGAGGAUUUAGUGUCGUCGAAGCGGCGGAAGGAGCGAGGGGUGGUGGAUGAUGGAGGGAGUGACAGGUGGAACGGUGGCGGUGGCGGUGGCGGGGAGUAUGAUCGCAGGGAGGGGUCGAAGAAGUCCUCGGCGAAAGGCGCAGGGGAUUCGAAGAGUAGGAGGAGGGAUGGGAGUGUGGAAAUGUACGGGGAGGGUGCUGUGGAGGUGAAGAAGAGCGGCGGCGGCGGCGGCGGCGGGAAGGGUGAGGGGAAGCAUAGGGAGAGGGAUACGGAUUCGAGUCGGAAGGAGGGGAGAGAAGCCGGCGGUGGCGGUGGCGGUGGAGUAGAGAGGGAGAAGGAUAGGGAAAGGGAGAGGGAGAAGAAAAGUAAAGAAGGGAGGAGUGGCGGCGAGGAUCAACGGCUGGUGGCAAAGCAAGGCAAUGCAAAUACUGAUUUAAAUGGACGGAAGGAGUUGGAAAGUCCUGAACCAGAGAGCCAGAUUGAGAGAAGAAUAAGGAAAAGGAAAGAUGAUUCUGGUGAUAUUGAUAAGCAUUUAGAUUAUGUGGAAGACAUCAACGGUGGGCGAUUAUUGUCUAGGGAUGAUUUAGGCAGGGAAGGCAGGUUGAAAGAUGAGAAGCGAAAGGAUGAGAGGUACAAAGAGAAGUUUCGUGAAGACAUGGAUAGGGACAGUAAGCGAGAUGAAAAGCAAAGAGAUGAGAAGCAAAGGGAAGAACGCUCUACAAAAGAUCAUCCUGGUACCAAGUCUGAGGAUAAGCAUUUAAGGGAUGAAAAAGAUAUAAGUGAUAUGCAACAGAAGAGAUCCAAACUUCAGGAUGGUGAGCGCAAAGGAGAGCAUGAACGUGAUCGCAACCGGGACCGUGAGUCAUAUCAUGUUCGUGAGCGUGAGCGGUACCGUGACUGUGAACGUGAACAUGGGUGGGAUCAUGGCCGCGACCGUGAUCGCGAUUAUGAUCGGGAUUGGGACUGGGAUCGUGAGAGAGAUGGAGAUCGUGACCGAGAGAGGAAUCAUGACCGUGAGCGUGCUCGAGACCGUGAUAGAGAUGGUGAUCGAGAUCGUGAUCGUGAUUAUGACCGGGACUAUGACGGGUCACAUCUUGAUGAUCGCAGCUUGAGAUAUAAAGAUAGUAGCAGAGGAAAGAGAAGAUCUCCAGAUGAUCGUGAUGAUUCUACUGAUACUAAAUCCAGAGGUGUCAAACCUAGGUAUUCAGACUUUGAAAAGAAGUCCUCAAGUGGUGAUAGGGUUGAGUCAGAUGUUAAUAAGGGAAGAUCUCAGUCACGGCAAGCUUACGCAGACACUAAUUUAAGCAGCAAUAAACGAAGGACUUCUCCCAGUUCAAAUUUAAACGCUGGCGUAGAUGAGUACAGGUAUGCUAAUCCAGAUGAUAUGAAAUAUAGGGAUUCUAUGGCAGAUCAGAGGUCCAAAGCACUUCCUCCCAGAGAUGUAUCUGGAGUUUCCGAAAGAGGUUCUAUGUACAGGUCAAUGGAGAAAUCCAGUAAAAUGGAUGAUACCCAUUUAGGGGAGCUUUCAAAUGAAAAACCUUCAGGUUCUAAGGCUUCACCAAUGGCAUUGAUGGAAAGAUCUCCUUCAUCAUCAAGUAUUGACCGUAGAUAUAUGAACAAAACUGCAGGCAGACGAAGUAUGGACAUUGAAGAAACAGGUCGGAGAACCAGUGCUUCUAUGGAUAAUAGAGAUUUCUCUAAUACUGAGGAUAGACAGAAUCGAGACUUACCAUUGGAUAAGCCUUUUAUGGAUGAUAUGUCUGCUGCUGAUCCAUCUACUCAUAAUAGGAGUGGUCAGAGUAGUUUUUCUUCUUCGUUUGCUCCACAUUCUAACUUCAGGGCUGGAGUUGAAAGCCCUUCCUUUGCUGGUUCAGUAGAAGAUGACAGUAGAGUAAACUCCAGUGCACGUUACAAUCGUAGGAGUAGUGAUCCCAAUUUGGUUCGAGGGCCUUGGAGAGGUGUCCCAAACUGGCCUUCACCAGUUCCAAAUGGUUUCAUGCCUUUCCCACACGGGGGACCUCAUGGUGGUUUUCAAGGGAUGCUGCCACAGUUUUCAGCUCCACCAAUGUUCGGUGUUAGGCCUUCGAUGGAGAUUAAUCCUUAUGCAAUUCCUUAUCCAAUUGCGGAUGAUAGGUUUUCCGGUCACUUGCGCCCACUAGGGUCUCAGAACAUUAUGGAAGGCUUGGGCCCUUCUCACAUGCAUCCAUGGGAUGGGAGUACUGGCGCCUUUCGAGAUGAUUCUAACAGUUAUGGGGCAGAUUGGGAUCAGAACAGGCAUCAAAUGAGUGCGAGAGGAUGGGACCCCAAUGCUGAGCAAUGGAAAGCACAAAACAAUGAUGUAAAAAGGGAAUUGCCCUCCCCAUCUCCCAGAAAUGAUUAUCAGACCCUUGUGGAUGAUGGUGUAGCAGGACAGGUGGGUCAGAUGUCUAAUCAAGAAGAUGACCUGGAUCUUGGAGUUCAUACUAAAACAGUUGAGACAAGGUCCAGUGUAGCUUCUCCUCAGAAAGAGUCGCCUACAACUCAUGAGAAGUCACUGGAUGGCUCUAAAUUGGCCAUUGAUAAAGUCCCUUCGUUAAGUCAAUACUAUCUCUCCAAGCUUGACAUUUCAUCUGAACUUGCUCAUUCUGAGUUGUUCAGCCAGUGUAUGAGCCUACUGGAUACUGAGGGGAGUGCUACUGUUGAAGAAGAUCCUACCAUGCAUACGAUUCUAAAGGCUGCAACAGCAGGAUUGAAAUCAUCCAAAACAUUAUUGAGCUCCUCACUUUUUCCACCUUUAAAGGAUUCUGUUUUUCUGAAAGCUAUGGAUCUUUACAAAAAGCAGAGGAUGGAAGCAAAAGGCGUGUCAUAUGUUACUGGAGGGAGAUUGGAUAUUAUAUUAGCAUCAAGUCAGAAGAACAUGGAAGCAAAAGAAGUUUGUGAAGUGGACAAAGUGGAUCAGUUAAUGUUGAAGUCUAAUGCAGAAAUGGAAGAUGCUCCAGUGUCAAGUGUAGAUGAGAAGAAUACUCUUGCCACUGUACCAACAGAUGGCAUUGAGGAGAAUCUGAAGGAGCUGGUAUCAACUCCUGGUCACGAGAUGCAAAAUCACAUUUCUCUCGGUUCUCCCAAGUUGGAAAUGGCAGUUGAAGAUUCUAAUCAAGUUGAACCAGAUGAGCCUCAAACAAUUCCUGAUGGGGUGGAAAUGGAUUCAAUAUCUUCAGAGCAGGGGAAACUACAGGUCUAUAAUGCAGAUGGUAUGUCAUCACUCGAUAAUGAAGCAUCUCUUCCUACCACCACCACUGCACCGGCCAUUGGCGAUAGCAUGAGCAAGGUCGGAGAUGACAAUUCUAUUCAUCAUGCCGAGGAAGGUGUGGCUGUUGAUGCAAUAAGGGGUCCAUCAGUAGUAAUACCAGAUGGUUCCCAAAAGGCUUGUGAGGCUUUGAUGUCUGAUUCGGUAAUUUUAAGUCGGAUACAUCAUUCUCCUGAAAGUACACAUUGAGACAAUUUCUAUAUCCAUGUUUUUGUUUUCCUUCUAUUGCAUUUAAGUUAAUUUUGCUCAUUCUAUUACCUGUGCUCGUUUCAUCAAGAAAUAAAAUGAAAAUCUGGUUUUCAGCCCCUUAAAGCAAUGGU